CAGAAAGGCGAGAAAAAAAGAAGAAACUACGAUGCUAAUAGUUUGAUAGCUUUGUGUGUUGACAGUUUCGCUUCCAGAUAGAUGGAGGAGAAAACGCCUGAGUGUUAUUAAGGAAGGGUUUCCAGAGACUGGGAGCACUUCCUGCAAUCCACUCCCCGAUCAUCAUCAUCAUCCUCAGGGUGGAUUUGAAGAUGUAGCCAAGAGUGACGUGGGUCAUCUUUGCAGUACCUCACCAUACCUGCUAAGGCAUAAUCGGGGACUACUCUCCUCCACCCUCCGCCACCUUAACUCUGGAGCACUUUGGCCCCUAGCCAGGGCUGCCUUGUGCGCGAUUCUGCUGUCCUCAGUCCAUCCGUCCCUGUUUGAAGGCCCUUCUGUCCUCAGCUAUGCUGUUCUCCCUGAGGGAACUGGUCCAGUGGCUGGGCUUUGCUACCUUUGAACUCUUCCUCCACCUGCUGGCAUUUCUGGUCUUCAGCAUGAUGGUUGCUCUGCGAGCCGACAUGUUCACCCCGACACUGAGCUGGUGGCUGGUGUUCGUCCCGCUGUUUGCCGCCGACGGCCUCAGCACCUACUUCACGGCCAUUGUGUCCAUCCGUCUUUACCAGGAGAAUGAGAAACGCCUCGCAGUGCUGCGGCUCCUCUGGGUGCUGACAGUGCUCAGUUUGAAGCUGGUGUGCGAGGUGCUGCUGUGCCAGAAGCUGGCGGAGCAGGAGCAAGCCAGAGACCUGUGGUUUGGCCUCAUUGUCUCACCGCUGUUCAUCCUGCUGCAGCUGCUGAUGAUACGAGCAUGCCGCGUCAACUGAGGAGAGGCAGUUAGUGGUUGUUCACAUGACCGACAACACAGAAGAAAAGAGCAAUCGUCAUCCGCCGUUAGAGAUUUAAAGCAUAACUGUGGUGUCAUUUAUCUUUUGGCUCAUUACUACUUCUUUAAUUAUUUUUUUUAAACAGAAAAAAACAAACAAGCAACAGUUUUUAAUUCAUGUUUCAGAAUUGAGUUUGUAUACAUUUGCGUUUCUAGUAGCUAUGAAAUGAACACACAUUUUCACUGCUCGCUUAAGUUUCAUGCAGUACUUCUCUUCCCAAGAAGAAUGGAGGCUAUUGUAUAGCAGCACCAUGAUUUUGUAAUGAGAAUAAUAGGGGGACCACAAACCUUUUGACAUUUCGCAUAAACAUUUGUAAUGGAGCCCAUUGCGAUGCUAAACCUAUAGUGGAUUUUGAAGACUGAAUGGGAGUUAAUCGCAACUAGACAAUGAAUAUAAAUACAAAUAAUUGUUCUUCUGAGCCCCUUUACAUCAGGGUGGAUUACUGCUGUUCGUUUUUGAUACUUUUAGCAAUACAAAGAGUCAGCAGUAAAUGUGUAUUCGGGACAUGGUGUGCCUUUUACAUUGUGCAAUCAAUGUUAGACAAUGAGCCAUGAGGAAAAAUGUACACCAGAGUUAUGUUUUAAUGCACGUGUACACAAGACACAUGUAAAUAUAAUGAACAGGUGAAAACCUAAAGGCUGUAAUGCCCCAGCCACCUUUUUGGGCGACUGUCAUGGAUGGGUAGCAGAGUUCAAGAGUUGCUGCAGCUUUGAUGCUCCCCCCAACAGGAAGACAUUGCUUGUCUGCACAAUUUGGUAAGGUUUACUAUCAUGUGUCUCACUUUGUUGCCUGUUACAAGAAGUGUCGCACGCACACAAUCUCCCCCUCCCUUGUCCCACUAGUUGCCUAGCUUGUCAAUUCCAUCAAUGAGAACGGUCUGAACCGCAAGAAGCUGGUUCUGAAACUUGUUCGCGACUCAGUCUCACCCCAAUGUAGAAGAACCGUAUGUGAUUUCUGCCCAGCAGUCAGUCGUGUGCACACGUCUUCCCUGUGUAUUGCUGUUUAUUUGUACAAUAUGUAAUGUAUUUGAUCUGAGUUUGAUCUUACCUUGUGUAUGUACUGCAUGUAUUUAAUGCCUCAUUUUAAGGUAAUUCCCGAUAUGAAAUUACGUGUAAUUUGUACAUGUUGAUUUUUUUGAAAGAAAUUCACGGAACCUUAUUUAUGUUCAUAUGUUCUUGUUAUGGCAACCCUACUGUCAUCUGUAUAUACGUGUAAUAAACAUUCAACAUUUA
Messenger RNA from Cyclopterus lumpus (lumpfish), 2095 nucleotides. RefSeq names its product transmembrane protein 203 (gene tmem203). Lineage: Eukaryota; Metazoa; Chordata; Actinopteri; Perciformes; Cyclopteridae. The record is from RefSeq and is a predicted model, not a curated record. Gene Ontology annotation, cellular component: endoplasmic reticulum. The transcript is spliced from 2 exons. Gene Ontology annotation, biological process: intracellular calcium ion homeostasis. The coding region runs from base 387 to 803 and encodes 138 amino acids.